Pseudozyma hubeiensis SY62 is the source of this 1461-nucleotide messenger RNA. RefSeq lists its product as hypothetical. The transcript has a single exon. The record is from RefSeq and is a predicted model, not a curated record. Gene Ontology annotation, biological process: transmembrane transport. Bases 1 to 1461 code for a protein of 486 amino acids. Lineage: Eukaryota; Fungi; Basidiomycota; Ustilaginomycetes; Ustilaginales; Ustilaginaceae.
AUGGCUGGCCUCACGCGCUCGAGUCAGGCGUCCACCUCGGCGUCAACUCUCGAGAGCUUCCUCGAGUCUGCGACCGCCCUCGUUUCGCUCGCAAGCCAGACAACCCUACCAUCGGCGCCAACCACUGAUCGACCACCAAUACUGCGCGCUCGACCAUCAGUCACCACACGAGCCGGCUCGACCGCAGCAUCGGAUGCGUCCUUCACACCUACCGAACUUGCUCGCGCCAAAGCGUACCAACAGCUGCAUCACACCGAGUCUGCGCUCAACGCAUCCCCCGAUUCCGAUGUAGGAGAGACAGAAACCUCAUCUGCGCAGCAGACGAGGGACAACCACUCUGCACACGCACACGCACACGCGAAUCAUGCCUUCCUCAUCACCUACUUUGUUGCUGGUGGUGCGGCAGGUGCCACCUCUCGAACCGUCGUCUCCCCCCUCGAACGCCUCAAGAUCAUCAUGCAGGUUCAACCGCAAUCCUCCCGAUCUUCGGGCGUAACCUCUUCAGCAGGCAAAGCAAGAGCAGCACAGAACCGAGCGUACAACGGCGUCUGGACCGGUCUCGUCAAGAUGUGGCAGGAGGAAGGUUUCGCCGGCUUCAUGCGAGGCAAUGGAAUCAAUUGCUUGCGAAUCGCCCCUUACUCUGCCGUCCAGUUCACCACGUACGAGCUGUGCAAGACGUAUCUACGUCCAGAAGGGUCGGGCGAGCUGGAUGUUGUUCGCAAACUCACCGCUGGUGCCGUUGCAGGUAUCGCGAGUGUCGUCAGCACCUACCCGCUGGAUCUGGUCCGAUCCCGAAUCAGUAUCGCCAGCGCGAACAUGUACAACGAGGCCAAGGGCGAGGCUGUUUCCGCUGCAUCCAACGCAUCGUCUUCAACAAAAGCCGCUGCAGGAGGCGCCGAAAAGAUCUCUCAAGAUGUGCUCCGAAAGCAGAUCGAAGCGAGACAAAAAGCCGUUCCAGGAAUUUGGGCAAUGACCACUAAAGUCUAUCGCGAAGAAGGUGGUGUUCGCGGACUGUACCGAGGCUGCGUGCCCACUUCGAUCGGAGUUGCACCUUACGUAGCCCUGAACUUUCACUUUUACGAAGCUGCGCGCAAAAAGUUCUCUCCCGCCGAUGGAAGUGAACCUUCGGCGUUGCUCAAGCUCGCCUGCGGUGCGCUUGCAGGAAGCAUCUCACAGACUCUCACCUAUCCUCUCGACGUACUGCGCAGACGGAUGCAGGUAGCAGGAAUGAAGGAUAGCCAGGAAAAGCUGGGUUAUAAGGAUCGAAAUGCGAUCAAUGCGAUUCAAAACAUCAUCAAGGCGGAAGGUGUUACGGGAUUGUACAGAGGAUUGCUGCCGAAUUUGCUUAAGGUGGCUCCGAGUAUUGGAACUAGUUUCUUGACGUACGAGGCGGUGAAAUCGUUCUUGGAGGUUCAUCUGGAUGACUUGCACAGAAGCGAGGAUACAGCCAAGGCCGGGUGA